Phycodurus eques (leafy seadragon) is the source of this 3109-nucleotide messenger RNA. RefSeq names its product transmembrane protein 87B (gene tmem87b). The transcript has 19 exons. The record is from RefSeq and is a predicted model, not a curated record. The coding region runs from base 58 to 1770 and encodes 570 amino acids. Gene Ontology annotation, cellular component: membrane; Golgi apparatus. Gene Ontology annotation, biological process: retrograde transport, endosome to Golgi. NCBI's taxonomy places the organism in Eukaryota, Metazoa, Chordata, Actinopteri, Syngnathiformes, Syngnathidae.
UCUCAUGUGGUGCGUUCAGGACACCUCGUAAAGGCAAUUUUCACGCGUUUAGACAACAUGGCAGCUGUUCCAAUGAGAACGUGGAGAUAUUUGACCACGGAGAGUUUCUAUACCUGGAUAUUUCUUUAUUUGCUCUUAUUCAUUACUAUAGAAACAGCCGCUGCUGCUCCAGAGACGGGAUUAUGGAAAAUUACUGCUUUAAGUACCUCAAGACCGCUACUGUUAAGAAAAUCCAUGUUCAAAGACACUAACAUUGAAAUGAAAGUUGUGUCAUUUGGCUGUCCUGAGGAUGUGACAUUCACCAUCCAGUGGUAUUUGAAAUACUACCCCUGCCACAAUGAUUUCAAUAACAUUGAAGAAAUGUAUGAGCGAACACCGCUGAGUCGUGGGCAGAGCCUUGAUCCGAAUCCCCUUGUACAAGGAGAGUACAUCGAGCAUAAACACAAGCCUAUAAUGUGUAACAGUGAACUGCGCUCCUUUCCAACAUUUAAAAAAGCCAAGGCGGAACCCCGACCUGUCAGUCCACAUGUUGAGGGACAAGUGUUGGAUGAAAGUGACAUCGGGUGGAUUACUGAAGAGUACGACAGUGACACAGUGACAAGCAGCGGUACAACGGUCAAAGACAAUGUCAUAGCCUCCACAUGGACUGAUGGACCUUACCUACUCGUGGUGAAAAUUGUGCCCAGUAAACAAGAUGUUAACUGGAAUUUAACUAUGAAUGUGGUGAUGAAAGGCAGGCAUGGCUACAUUUCCAUCACAGAAUACCCUCUCAUGAUUUUUUACAUGGUUAUGUGCGUGGUCUACAUCCUGUUCGCUCUGUUGUGGUUCACUUGGGCUGCCUGCUACUGGAAAGACAUACUGAGAAUCCAGUUUUGGAUUGCCGGCGUUAUAUUCCUAGGUAUGGUGGAGAAGGCGGUCUUCUGCGCUGAAUAUGAAAACACCAAUGCUGUAGGCUCUGCUUCUCCAUGCCUGCUGAUUUUUGCUGAGCUGGUCUCGGCCCUCAAGAGAACUAUAGCCCGAUUGCUUGUCAUCAUUGUCAGCCUAGGCUAUGGCAUUGUAAAGCCUCGAUUGGGGACAGUAAUGCACAGAGUGGUUGGUCUCGGAGUUCUCUACUUAGUCUUUGCUGCAAUUGAAGGUGUACUGAGGAUAACUGGGGCAAAAGACUCUGACUUGGCCCUGCUGGCCAACAUUCCCCUGGCUCUGCUUGACUCCUCUCUAUGCUGGUGGAUUUUUGUCAGCCUGGCUCAAACCAUCAAGACUCUGAAGCUGAGAAAAAACCCAGUCAAGUUAUCCCUCUACAGGCACUUCACAAACACACUCAUAUUUGCAGUCAUUGCUUCCAUCAUUUUCAUGGGUUGGACAGCAAAGAAAUUUCGUCUAGCAGAUUGCCAGUCGGAUUGGGUUGAGCUGUGGGUGGAAGAUGCUUUCUGGAGGUUUUUGUUCUCUCUCAUUCUACUUGUCAUAAUGUUCCUAUGGAGACCGUCUGCAAACAAUCAAAGGUACGCUUUCACACCUCUCAUUGAUGACUCAGAUGAUGAGGAAAUCGAGGAAUUUAUUGCCUCUGCAAACAUUGCUGAUGGCAUUAAACUGAGAGGCACCAAAAAUGAGGCAAAUAGUGCAGUGACAUCUCCAGAAACAAACCCGGAAGAGGACUUGAAGUGGGUUGAGGAAAACAUUCCAAGCUCUCUCACUGAUGUAGCCCUUCCUGUUUUGCUUGACUCUGAUGAGGAAAGCAUGACGACCAAGUAUGAGAUGUCCAAGCUGGAGUGAGGGGAAACCUUCAAAGCUGUCAGUGGAGGAUGAGGGGCCUACUCGCGACUCUGCAGUUGUCUUCUGUGCACAGUUGCAUCUUAUUACUGGUGGCAGGUAAUGGUGGAGCUCUACUAAUGACCUUCCACCAUCUAAACUGUUUUUUCCCCUCUCAACAACUGGUUCAUCUUUGCCCUGACAGAAUCAGUUUGAGCCUUUCUUUCCAAAGAGAUGAAUUGAUUUUAUAUUAUGUGCUGUAUUUAUUUGCGUUAUGUCUACUUUACAGGUGUUUUUCUACAAGUAAGAACAGAGGGCCUCAUGCAUGAACAUACUCAAAGACACACAAUGUGUUUUUGAGGUGUUUCAAAUGAGAUUAUUUAUGAAGAUAGGGAUAGUUAGAUAGACAACAGGAAUUAAACUUUUAUCUCAUUGAUUUAAAGUGGGAUUUAGCAAACAUGCAUGUUUCAUGUACUGGUGAGACAUGAUGUUGAGAUGACAACAUUGGAAGAGAACAUUUUGCGUCUAUGCACUUUCACCAUCAAAACUGUGCCUACGUGUCAUUCUUGUAUGAGGCCUGAUAUUCCAAUAGUCUCAGUGUUGAUGUGUCAGUUAGUGUGUGAUUGGGAAGACUGAAAAUCUACAUCAUUUGUACAAUUAAACCACAAGCGGGUUCAGUAGUUAAUUAAAGGAGCGGGUGGACUUGUGUGUCUUUGGAGCAAUAUACUGUAUGUCUAAGGAAUUUUGUAGCUUCAUUCUUAUUUAUUUAUGAUGAAAGUGUACUUAAAAGUUGUGUUCGCCAUUUCUCUGUUCACACUGUCUUCUUCAGAGCUGUAUUGGGCAAACGCCAAUUUGCUUUUUUCUUGACCAAGUUUGCGUUCUGUGCUUAUUUACACAAACACCUUAACAUUCUCGUUUAUUUGUUCCUGUUUUUUUUUUUUUAAAUGUCUGCUGGGUGGUGCUGUCAUUGUAGUUUGGAGUAUAAGAGCACUGUUGUCAUGUUGUGUGUGAUGCUUUCAUUGGUUAGCAAAAGCACAAGCUGAUCACCUCCAGAGGAUUAUAAUAUUGUAAUGUCAAUGUUCACAAUAGUUUCCUUUUCAGGGGUUGUCAGAAACAGAGAAUGUGUUUAUGAUGGCCAGCAGUCAUUUGAUUGGUUGAUUGGUUUGAUUGAUUUACAGACACCUGCACCUUGAAUAUUUGUACAGAUGCCUGAUUUGUUCUUUGCCAUAAUUAUGCCUGAGUUAUAAGUGGCUAUACUUGAGUUUUCCAUGUUGGGAAGUGUUCAAAUAAGAUAUACAGGAGUAUGUUGGUUUCCUGGACUAUAAUUUGGUCUGUUUUUACUGCAAUAAAAGGAAUUAUUUUA